Messenger RNA from Didymosphaeria variabile, 591 nucleotides. RefSeq lists its product as uncharacterized. Gene Ontology annotation, molecular function: peroxiredoxin activity. The transcript has a single exon. NCBI's taxonomy places the organism in Eukaryota, Fungi, Ascomycota, Dothideomycetes, Pleosporales, Didymosphaeriaceae. The coding region runs from base 1 to 591 and encodes 196 amino acids. The record is from RefSeq and is a predicted model, not a curated record.
AUGCGCGUCUCAUACGCCCCUAAGGAGCCUCCAACGGAGGAAGACAAGUCCAUAUACGAGCGCAUAGCAGCCCGCCGCGCCCCACGUCCCCUCAUCCCCCUCGAUCUCGCCCUCCUGCACAACACCUCCGUAGCCGACGGCUGGAAUUCCUUCAUCGGCGCAAUCCGCACCAAGACCUCGGUCCCAGACUCCCUCAAAGAACUCGCCAUCGCGCGCGUCGCGGUCCUCAAUCACGCCGUUCACGAAUGGGACGUGCACGCCGCGCUCGCGCUUGGGGGCGGCAUCUCGAAGGAAGGGCUGGAGACCGCGUUCACGGCGGAGGUGGUGAAGAAGGGCGACAAGGUGGAAUUUGAGGGGAAGGGGGGGUUGACGAGGGAUCAAUGGGUGGUAUUGGCGUAUGCGGAUCAGAUGACGGUGGGUGUGGAGGUGGAUGACAGGGUUGCGGGGGCGUUGAGGGAGGUAUUGGGUGACAAGCAGGUCGUGGAGCUAACGGCUACCAUUGCGGCGUAUAAUUGCGUGAGUAGAUUUUUGGUGGCACUGGAUGUUGGUGAGUGUAAUGGGAGGGCUAUGAAGAAGGUCGACGAGCUGUAA